GUUGAGCGCGCAUCGCAAGCCUAGAGACCUUCAUCAGGCUCCCUUUUCUGGACACCUACAGCGAGUUGAUUUCUUCACAACAGCUUAUUGCAUCGUAUACCUUUUUUUCUCCGCUUUCUCCUGAACCCAACAAGCAAGAUGGCGAACCCUCUCGAUACGGAUGCUGGCUCCGAACUUUUCAGCUCGUAUGAAGCGGAGCUCAAGCUCGUACAGGCCGAUCUGGCGCAAAAGCUGGACCAGAUUCCCGAACUGACUGGCGAACCGCGCAAGGCUGCCGUCAGUCAGGCUGAGCGCGCCUUGGAAGAGGCAGAUGAACUGCUUGGCCAAAUGCGCCUUGAAAAGCAAAACAUCCCGACAUCUGCACGAGCCAAAGUCAACCAGCGCUUCCGCAACUACGAAGCCGACAUCGAUACAAACCGCCGAAAGCUAACGAGCCUCUCCUCUAACCGUGCUGCCCUGUUCGGCUCACGCUACACUGACGAACCAUCCGGAUCAACGGAUAUCAACUUGGAACAGCGACAACAGUUGCUGUCAGGAACGGAGAGACUCGACCGAAGCACACAACGACUUCUCAACAGCCAGCGGCUUGCCAACGAGACAGAGGCUAUCGGAGCUGAAACGUUGGCCGAUUUGCAUAGGCAGGGCGAGGUUAUUCGCCACACGCACGACACUCUUUUGGACAGCGAAGGUUAUGUCGAUCGCAGUGUCAAGACCUUGAGGGGGAUGGCUCGGAGAUCCCGUAUUUCCCUCAUCUCCAAGAGCGAUAUUCGCUACGUGGGGACUCUGCACGAGAUCAAUUCGGACGAGUCGACAGUGUCUCUGGAGAAUGUCCGCUCAUUCGGCACAGAGGGUCGCAGGGGCAGGCCUGAAGAGGAGAUAGCGCCAUCAGACCAAGUCUACGAAUACAUCGUUUUCCGCGGAAGCGAUGUCAAGGAUUUGCGGAUUGAAGAGCACCCCGCUAUCAAGGAGAAUAAGCCUCCUGCCAUGCCUGACGACCCUGCCAUUGUCGGCGCCCGAGCUCGUCCUGGAGCACAAGGACCAAACCAGAACGCUCCUGCUGGAGCUCCCCCCGGAGCCCCAGGCUUCCCACAACACCAAUAUCCUCCCAACCAGUUCUAUGGUGGCCCUCCGCCUCCAGGCUCUUGGGGACGAGGUGGACCCGGCCCUAUGGCUGGACCAGGUUUUGGCAAUGCGCCAUUUCCUCCGGGACCUCCACCCCCAGGCUGGUACCCUCCUCCAGGCCAAGGCUUCCCACCUGGACCUGGUGGCCCAGGUCCAUGGGGCAACGCACCAUUUCCUCCGGGACCCGGUGGUCCCCCGGGCUCCGAAGUUCCCCAAGGCCAGCGUGCACCUGAGCUCCCCUCGACCCAAGAGUCAAAGGUUCCUCCUAUUGGACCUGGUGCAGACAAGCCCAAGGGAGCUCCCCCAACAGAGCCCAAAGCCCAUGCUCAAGCAGCGAGACAGCCCUCCAACGCGCCAGCUCCUCCAGUCGAGUCCAAGCCGUCCGCGGAAGAAGUUAAGGCAGUUGCUACAACGUUGGCGUCGAAUGGAGCCGCAAAGGCAAACGAUGCGCCCAAGGCUAUCCCUACUGGUCCCAAAGCCAACCGUGUCCAGCCAGUUUUACCCCUCACCGGACCUGCAUCUAAGCCUUUCCAGCCUCCCUUUGCGGCGGAGAAAGCAUCCCAAUCCGUUCCUCAGUCUGCAGCUGCCGGACCAAGCAGUGUACAGGAUGCUACUAGUGCAGCCAGGGCAGCUGUGGCGCUGGCGAUGGCACAAUUGAGCAACACUGGCGGGAAUGCUAUGGACAAUCUGACUAACAAGGUCCAAGAGAUGCGCGUCAAUGCUAGCAGAGGUGGCAACGUAAACCGUGGCCGUGGACGCGGUGGCCGCCCAACUAAGGUUGAGGUUCCCGAUGCGGACUUUGAUUUUGCCCAGUCAAACGCAAAGUUCAACAAGGAAGACGUUGUUAAGGAAGCUAUUGCUGGUUCACCGUCGGCCGAGGCUCCUGCCGUACCUGUCACCGAAGGCUCAGAGCCCCAGGAUGGCACCACUCCCGUGGCAUACAACAAGUCAAGGUCGUUUUUCGACAACAUUUCCAGUGAAGCAAAGGAGAGAGCCGAAAACAAUGGCCAAAAACCUGGCGGACGCGAGUGGCGCGGCGAGGAGCAGCGCAGAAACAUUGAGACGUUUGGCCAAGGAAGCGUCGAUGGUGGAUAUCGAAACUACCGUGGACGUGGUCGCGGACGCGGAACCCGAGGAGGCGGUCGCGGCUAUAGCCGUGGUGGACGAGGAGGUCCUCGUCCGCAGUAUCAGCCAACAGCUGCUGGUCAGUAAGAUACAUCUGGUAUGAUAACUGUCAUUUCGAAUGGAUUACGGGCUGCAAUCUCAAGAACAAUUCCCCAUGCAAGUCUCUGAAAUGAGACUGAUAUAACGACAACAACCACCUUUGCGAGCUCGUAGCGCGACUACGAGCUCGUGUUCCAUCAAUAUUCCUCUUAAUUUACUUCCACCAAUGUACCAAAAUCCUUCAAUGUUUGCCUCUUCUAAGCUACUCAAGAGCAGCUACGAAGACUUAUAUUAUUCAUGUUUGAUUUGCUUUCAGCUCAGGAUAGGAGCUAUGGUUUUCACUGGUCACGGAACUCGACGACGAUGCCGGAGUUCGGUUUGCGUUUCAGGGGGGGCACAGGCACUGCAUUCCAUGAAUCAUGAGGAGACAUGAUGAAUGAAAAAAAAAUCUUUUCCGCUAGGAGUAGGGGGGCGCUUAGGAAUAAGCUGGAUUCUUUCACUGAACAAUGAAGCUGGGGACAAGCAUGCGAAUAUAUAAUGAACCUGUACCUUCUACAUGAAGCACCAGGGGCUGGUUAGGAACAACCAGACAAAUGAAGUUUAAUGAGUUGGUACCUCGUAGUGGGUGGGCAGCUUUGCGGCUUGCUAUCUAGAAAAGAAAGAGGAUUGAUUCCCC
This is a messenger RNA of Trichoderma virens Gv29-8, 2962 nucleotides long. RefSeq lists its product as uncharacterized. NCBI's taxonomy places the organism in Eukaryota, Fungi, Ascomycota, Sordariomycetes, Hypocreales, Hypocreaceae. Gene Ontology annotation, cellular component: membrane; P-body. The record is from RefSeq and is a predicted model, not a curated record. Gene Ontology annotation, molecular function: mRNA binding. The transcript is spliced from 5 exons. Bases 139 to 2334 code for a protein of 731 amino acids. Gene Ontology annotation, biological process: P-body assembly; cytoplasmic stress granule assembly; vesicle-mediated transport.